Messenger RNA from Humulus lupulus (European hop), 2350 nucleotides. Its product is annotated as probable serine/threonine-protein kinase PBL7. Gene Ontology annotation, molecular function: ATP binding; protein kinase activity. The transcript has 6 exons. Bases 431 to 2020 code for a protein of 529 amino acids. The record is from RefSeq and is a predicted model, not a curated record. Gene Ontology annotation, biological process: protein phosphorylation. Lineage: Eukaryota; Viridiplantae; Streptophyta; Magnoliopsida; Rosales; Cannabaceae.
AUGCAAGUGAGAUUGCUUAGCUUUGUGGUUGUGUCCACAUUAGCCUCCCCAACAUCAACUCUCCUUCCAUCUCUAACAAAAAGCCGACAGACCCCAUUGUUUCUCUGCAAAAUAUAUUUUCUUAGCAGACAAACAGAAAACAAAUAUAUACAUAAUAUACACACACAUUAUUAUAUCAAAAUUCUGUAUUAUUCCCCCCACACACCCAUCUGGGGGCCCUCCCUCCAUUUUUCAACUUUCUCUCUAAUUAAAUUAUUCCAUUUCUAUUCGUAUACAUAGCUGUUCUUCCCCAUUUCCCAUACUCUCUCUCUCGAAAAAUUCUCUCCUACCAUUCACGCAAAGCAGCUUUCACUUUCUUUUUGCUUUUUCUCUCUCUUUCUUUUUUGGGUUUCUGUCUCCUUGUUUUUUCUUUCAUUGAGAUCUGCUUCAAAUGGGCUUCACUGACUCCAUGGGAGAGCCUCCCAAUGCUUCAGCUGAUCCCUUUUACGCUUCUUCUUCUUCUACCUCUUCCUCUUUCUUUGAAGCAAAAGACCAUUAUUGUGACUACAAUGAGCUGAAAAUUAAGUCCAUUUUGAAGAAGAUGGUGUGGGAACUCGCCGGUUUGGCUUGCGUUCUUCCACCUCGCCGCCAGCGAAUCUCCGGCAAGAACGAUGAGACCGAAGAGAAGAAGAAAGAAAAGAAUUUGGAACACAAUAAGGCCUGGCUGCUAGCGGAGUCCGGUGGGUGUGUUGGCGCAGAGCUUACGAAUGUUGACCCGCAGUCGGUUCACUCGUCUUUCAGGUUCAGCUUCUGCUCUCAGGUCGAGCUCGAUUCCAUGAACAUGAGUUCUUCUACAGCUGCAACUGUUCUAAUGGUUAAUUUGGAUAAUGGGCUUUGUGAUACUCGAGCAAAAGAGCUCAAAUGGCGGAGAAUUGAGUCCCUUGAGAGGAGUAUAUCUCCGGUGGCCAAUACUUUGAUCAGAUUCAGCUACGGAGAAAUCCUUACGGCUACUCGAUGUUUCUCCAAAGGUAGAGUUUUGGGUAGAGGGGCUUUGAGCUAUGUGUUUAGAGGAAGAGUAGGGAUUUUGAGAACUUCUGUGGCAAUUAAGAGAUUGGACAAGGAAGAUAAAGAGUCUUCAAAAGCAUUUUGUAGAGAAUUGAUGAUUGCUAGCUCUCUUCAUCACCCAAACGUUGUUCCCCUUGUUGGGUUCUGUAUAGAUCCAGAGGAAGGUUUGUUUUUGGUAUAUAAGUACGUCUCCGGUGGAAGCUUGGAGCGCCAUUUGCAUGAAAAAAAGAGAGGAAUCAAGGGCUCUGCAACACUUCCUUGGUCUAUAAGAUAUAAGGUCGCCACUGGGAUUGCUCAGUCAGUAGCUUACUUGCAUAAUGGAACUGAAAGAUGUGUUGUCCAUAGAGAUAUUAAACCCUCAAAUAUUCUACUUUCUUCCAGGAAAACACCUAAGUUGUGUGAUUUUGGAUUAGCAACAUGGACUUCUGCUCCUUCAGUUCCUUUUCUAUGCAAAACUGUUAAAGGAACAUUUGGUUACUUGGCUCCUGAGUAUUUCCAACAUGGGAAGGUAUCAGACAAAACCGAUGUUUAUGCUCUUGGUGUAGUCUUGCUGGAGUUGAUAACUGGCCGAAAGCCAAUUGAAGCAAGAAGGUCACAAGGGGAGGAGAACUUGGUCCUAUGGGCAAAACCCCUCUUGCAUAAAGGUAAAGGAGCCAUUGAAGAGUUGUUGGAUCCAAGGGUCAAAUGCACGUUGAGAAAUUCAAAUCAAAUAGCCCGAAUGAUUGAAGCCGCUGCUGCCUGUGUAACAAGUGAAGAGUCUCGCAGGCCAGCCAUUGGUGAGAUUAUUGCAAUUUUGAAAGGUGAGGAACAACCCUUUAUAUCUAAAAGGAAGAAGUCUGGUUUUCUGGGUAAUGGGUGCGUUAUUGAUUGUUACUCUCAAUCACUACAAACAAAUAGCGAGAUGAAGAGUCAUUUAGCUUUGGCCAUGUUAGGUGUUUCCGAGUUUGAGGAAGACGAUCACCUUUACUGUCGUUGAAACAAGAAACAAACAUUCAAAACGACCUGAUUUCCCCCCCUCUUGGUUUGCUCAUUGUGUCAUGCUCAAGGAGUGUUAGAAAUUAGAAGCUGAAAGGUGUUGAUGUUGUAAAUAGAACAAUAGGAUUGUGCUUGUAUAUAUUGUCAUUUUUACCUGCUCCUGUUGUCAUUGGGAAGUAGUGUAAUAGAAUUUUCAUUGAAGAGUUCAUAGUUCCUGUUUUAUUAUUGCAGGAACUCAUCAUUUUCUGUAAUCUUGAAUUCUCGAAUUAUCUGUGCUGUAAUUUUCUAGCGUGAUAAAUUUUCGUUCCAAAGAUAAAAAAUUUUCCUAUCC